Molecule: messenger RNA, 1950 nt
Organism: Magallana angulata
Lineage: Eukaryota; Metazoa; Mollusca; Bivalvia; Ostreida; Ostreidae
Exons: 6
Coding region: 1435-1950 (171 amino acids)
Source: RefSeq, a predicted model, not a curated record
UGCCUCAAAUAAACACUAAUGAUCAGAUCCUAUCCUGUAAGUUGACAGAAACUAAAAGUGGAAAACCUAGCAUUUCACAGAAUUUUAGUGUUACACUCCUGACACCUAUUUCAAGGCCAUAAAAAAGGACUAAUCAAAUUUAGGCAGUCAUGUUUGCAUCUCAUAGUAACUGCUGCACCUGCUGGUCAAUUUAAAACAAUAAUUAUGACAAUUACUAACAGUGUUUCAAAAAUAUGACAUUGCAAACUUAAAUGUUACACUCCUGACCUACAUCAGCAGGUGUGGUUCUAUGAGAUCAAGUGCACCAGAAACAUGUCACAGAUAUCUACAAAUACUUUUAAUUUGAUCUAGAAUAUUGUGGUAAAGUAUAAGAAAUAUUAAAAUGUCCAAAAUCUUUCGGAACUUUGAAUUAUCAUCAUUUAAAAUUAAGAAUUAAGUUUUUUCCUUUUCAUUUUUUUCCCUCAUUAGGAAAUUUGACAGACCUUAUUUUACCAUUGUAAUUACAAAAUAUGUAUUACUUCAUAUGAGAAAAUUUAGUGCAUAUACACAGGUUUUCAACAAACCCAUCAUUUUAUAUUAGACAUCAUUAUUUUUUUUAAAGACAGCUCUUUGAAGCACUUGCUUCUUUCAAAAUGUCACACUAAAAGUGUUACACUCCUGACAUUUUUGGCCCUAUUUUUUGCCGGCAUUUUUUUAUUAUCAAAGAUAUCAUCACGAAAAUUUGUACGAUUAUAGUCACAGGUGGGAUACAUUUUUUAAUUAUCUAAUACUUAGUAUUUAUCAUCAUGAUUUGUAAUAGGGUAUGGUAAUAAUGUUGGGGUCAUUUUUUUUGAAACAGCCCCUAUGUAGAAUGAAUAGUGAACAAAAUAGUCUGCAUGGCAAACAGGACAUACAUGUGGUUCUGUGACUUGAAAGAACUGAUCAUUUAUCUAUAUAGCUAGGUAUUUUAGACAUGUAGUUUCAGCUGAACAGAAAAAAAAAAUGUCAGUAUAAAGACAAAAAAAAAAAAUUGCAUAAUUUUAAAUAUAAUGCUGAAUUUUAGGUUUUUUCUUCUAUGAUAUGCGUGGGUAUAGUAAUUUGAGCAUGUUGAGUGGUAUUAUACACCAACAAUUAAACUUUUAUUAGAGUUUUCAUGGUAUUGACAUUUUUACAUAUAUUUUAUAUAUAUUUUCAAUAUCACUUGCUUUGAUAGGUGCCAUUUUUAGGUAAAUGAAGGCUUUUUCCAAAUUGAAACGGAUUUUGUGAUGCGUAAUAGUCGAUGUAAUGAUAUCAACAUGCAAAAUGGACAUAAAAAUAACUUCAUUUUCGAGGCUCUGUGAGACACCUUGUGUGCAAAUACUGUAAAACAGCCCUGAUACAUGUGGAAAUGAAUAGAUCUACACCGGUGAUGUACGUUGGUUAAAUUUUUCAUUUCAUUUGCAGGUCGUCGCCAUUAUGCCUGAUGGCCAUGUACGGGUGGGGUUAUUUCCGACACUAUCAGAAACAAUAGUGUGCCAGCUGGGCACUGUGGCUGAACUCCCCUGUACAGCAACAAAGUCUUGGAAAAGUGGGAAGAAGACCGCCUUUCGGGCAGCCAAGGCAGCCGCCGCAGCCUCCAAGGAAUCCCCCGCAGCCUCCUCCUCCAAGGACUCGGCCAGGAAGAAACGAAAGGUGGCCAAUAGCCCUGAACUCGAACCCCCCGCAGCAUCCUCCUCCUCCGAGGACUCGGCAGGCAGGCAACCCUCUGAGAAAGGAACGGCAGCCAAGGCAGCCGCCGCAGCCUCCAAGGAAUCCCCCGCAGCCUCCUCCUCCAAGGAACCGGCCAGGAAGAAACGAAAGGUGGCCAAUAGCCCUGAACUCGAACCCCCCGCAGCAUCCUCCUCCUCCGAGGACUCGGCAGGCAGGCAACCCUCUGAGAAAGGAACGUAUACGUCCUGUACAGGGCGUAUGCCUAAUGUACCAAGCGUAUAG